Molecule: messenger RNA, 1158 nt
Organism: Colletotrichum fioriniae
Lineage: Eukaryota; Fungi; Ascomycota; Sordariomycetes; Glomerellales; Glomerellaceae
Source: RefSeq, a predicted model, not a curated record
AUGGGAGGCGAACGUAAGAUCAAGUCUGUAGCCAUUAUUGGGGCAGGCGCUGCAGUUGAGGAUGUGACAAGAAUUCCGGCCAAAGACAGGCCUGAGCAGUGGAGAUUGACUCUGCGCAAGUUCGACGCUGCGCGUAACGUCGAUGUGUGGUGGCAAGAGGUGUUUGAUGCCGUUGUUUUCGCUAAUGGCCACUACUCGGUACCCUAUGUUCCUCACGUUAAGGGUUUAGACGAGUACAUCAAGAAAUUCCCAGGCCGCGUCGUACAUUCCAAAACCUAUCGCAUCCCACAACCUUACACGGGAAAGAAAAUCAUCACCAUUGGAAACUCUGCAUCUGGCCAUGACGUGACAGAGGAACUGGUGCAGACAGUCCGUACUCCGGUUUAUCAAUCCCGGAGGUCCAAGUCACGCUGGGAUGGCGACGAACCGCCUCCAGGCAUCGCCUGGAAGCCUAUUAUUAAAGAAUUCCGCCUCGACGGGCGUGUAAUCUUCGAAGACGACUCAUAUCUUGACGACGUUGAUCACAUCAUCUACUGUACUGGCUAUAAACCCUCGUACCCCUUUUGGAACUCGGAAGCGAAUGGCGGAAGGGCCCUAUACAAUUACAAAAGUGGAAAGCUGAUCAAGACAUUCUGGCACACCUUCUUCCAGGACUUCCAGACGUUGGGGAUUGUUGGUAUACCAAGAGUUCUUACGUUCAGGAGUUUUGAGUAUCAGGCCAUCGCAUUGGCAAGAGUGUUUUCUGGAAGAGAGUCUGUUGCAUUGCCGCCCGUUGAGGAACAAGAGCGAUGGGAGAGGGAGAGGGAAGAGCUUGUCAAGAAGGAAGGAAGAAAGUUCCACGACAUUGCCUGGGAAACUGGCGAGACGUUUGAGUGGCUCAACUGGUUGUUCCGUGUCGCCGGUCUUCCGACGCUCAGGGGCAAGGGGCGGACGCCGCCUGUACUUUCUGAAGAGCUGAUUUGGGCGGUCGAGCACUUGAGGAAGUAUCCCGAGCCCGGGAACCCGGAUGAUGAUGAUGAUGAUGAGAAUCAGCGGAAACACAAAGGAGCGCAGAGUCUGGGUCUUCACGAGCAAAGUCAUGAACAAGACGAGCAGGGUCAUAAGGGAAAGUGGAAGCUGGCUCAGAGGCCAAAGAAGGACCUACUGGAGUUUAUUUAG